CUUAGUUUAAUUUGUUUCUUUAUCUAAAAUUUUGUUGUUCAUACGUUGUAUAAACAUAAUUAUAAUAAUUUUUAUAUGUAAACUUUAAAUCGAACACUUGUCCAUAUAUGUAUAUAUCUUUUAGUAUUGUAAAGUGUAACCUUAUCCAUUUUUAAUAUUUACAACGUUUUUUAAAACUUGAGUGUCUCUUAUACUCAACCACCCCCAUAAAAUAAUAUACACCCUCAUUACAAAAAAAAAAAAUUAUUCGCCCCCUACUUCGUAACCACCUUAAUCCAAUCCUCCAACUUAGCUAUAUCCGCAAAAACAAUAAACUUAUCCAAAUUACACGAAUAAUCCUCAUUCUUAAUAACCGUCGACACCAACCCCCUCAAGUACCACCUCUCCCCCUUCUUAACAAUAAACCCCGCCCCACUAUCCCCACUACAAGGUCCACUCCCGUCUUUAUUCCCUGCGCAGAACGUCAUCUCCGACGUCAGAUUCUUGAAAUCAGCAUGCGACCUCAGGCAGAUCUCUUGGGACACCACAGGCAUGUCCACCUUUCUGGGUACUCCCAUCACGUUCUGGACCUCCUCACUUUUAUCCCAUACAGCGACAACCCCUUUCGAGCGGGUACUGCGUUUAAGGUUGGUGUCUCCUGUCCAGAGGAAGAUGGGUCUGACUGUGAUCUUGAGGGACACCUCUUCGUUCAACUUGAUGAGGGCGGCGUCGCAGUGGCCGGAACCUUGUUUGUAGUUGGGGUGAGGGGUAACCUUAAGGGCUGUUCGGAUCAAGGCGCCUGUGGUAGCCCAAUGGGUGAGGUCGGAGCGGCCCAUACCAGGAGGAUGUCCUCUUUGGCGAUGAGUGGGCAGCUGGGAAAAAUGAAGAAAUGGCGUUUUAUAGUUACCGAUAUUGAUGCGCCUAUUCGUUAUCAAAUUGGAGAUUCACUGGAAGGUGUAGGAUACCCCUUGUCUGUGGAACAUAGCAGCCAACCACGGAUAUCCAUUAUCCUCUUUUCUCUCCUUUCAGGACUAAAAUCUCUAUAUCUUUAGUGAGUCCCCAACUUUCCUCCACCGUUAAUUUUGGUAGAAAUGUUGUUACUGAUGGUACGUUCUGGGAUUAAUUUAUAUGGGGUGUCACCUGCGGUACGCUUGAAGAAGAAGGUUCUGUAAUUAAGAUAUUAACGGUGUUCGAUUUAAGGGUAUUGUUCACACCACUGUGGAUAUUGUAGGCGUACUGGUUGAUCCUGAAGAUGACAUUAGCCCAUAAAUUGGUACCUCCGUCAACGCGUACUGCAAAAAGAGUUUUUUUUUGUUGACAAAUUGUCAACAUUUCUUUGUUUCAAUAAUAUCCAGAAGAUUUCUCAAUACACGACUGUUCUAUAGUCAAUUUAGAAAAAUUUGGACUCUUGGCGACAACUGAAAAAUCAUCACCUAAUUAAUUCUCAAAUUUAUGUAGGUUUACAAGGUGAACCCAAAAUAACUGAUACAAACUUCUUACAAAAAGCGUAUAUCUUUUAAGUAAAAAAAAAAAACAUUCAAUGAAGAUCCAAAGUAUAUUUCACUUUUGGGUCCAAUGUAAAAUAUGUACUGAAACCCAAUAUUAUUAGUACAGUGGAGUUUCGUCCAAACAGGGUUAACAGGGCCAAGGGCUCUCUUUGGAAGAAUUGUUUUUUCCUGUCGUUGUAAAAAUUCCACACAUAAUUUUAGGUACAAUGAAUACAAAAAAUUGUCCAUACCAGGAUCAGUUCGACAGGCUGGAUAAACUGAGAGUGAAUGGAAAUCGCCAUUUGAAAAACUGAACAAGUAGAAAUUUUGGGAUUCCAUGAAAGUGUGAAAAAAAAAAUGAAUU
This is a messenger RNA of Zophobas morio, 1830 nucleotides long. RefSeq lists its product as uncharacterized. The transcript is spliced from 2 exons. Lineage: Eukaryota; Metazoa; Arthropoda; Insecta; Coleoptera; Tenebrionidae. The record is from RefSeq and is a predicted model, not a curated record. The coding region runs from base 495 to 1031 and encodes 178 amino acids.